AUGGAGAUGGAUCCCCAGAGACAAACAGGGGCGGCGGUGCCCGCGGAGCCCCCGACUCACCCGUGCCGGCCGCGGAGCCGCUCCCCGCCGCGCUGCUGGCUCAGGUCCAACCCUUACCAAGCCAGCCUGCUGCGGGACGGCGUGCGGAGGUACCUGCAGCUGCCAGCAGACCAGACCGUGCUCAUCCUGCACGCCAAGGUCGCACAGAAGUCGUACGGCAACGAAAAAAGGUUUUUCUGCCCCCCACCUUGUGUUUACCUGAGCGGGCCAGGAUGGAAGUUAAAACAGGAGCAGAUAAAAGCCAGGGACCUGGGAGAGGCUGGAUUUCGGGUGUGUGGGUACAUGGGGCUGGACAGCAUGGGCAGCAGCCUGAUGGAGACCCAGAAGCUCAGCUUUGAGGAGCAGCCAGAUGCAAAGGGGUUCAGCUGUGCCAAGGCACUGUACAUCUCGGACACGGACAAGCGCAAGCACUUCCGCCUGGUCCUGAGGCUCUUCUUCAGCAACGGGCAGGAGAUUGGCACCUUCCACAGCAAGCUCAUCAAGGUCAUCUCCAAACCCUCACAGAAGAAGCAGUCACUGAAGAACACGGACCUCUGCAUCUCCUCGGGCUCCAAAGUCUCUCUCUUCAACCGCCUGCGCUCCCAGACCGUCAGCACCCGGUACCUGUCUGUGGAGGGGGGAGCCUUCAUCGCCAGCGCCAGGCAGUGGGCAGCCUUCACCCUCCACCUGGCCGAUGAGUGCUGCCCCCGGAGCGAGUUCCCCCUGCGGGAAGGGUAUAUCCGCUACGGCUCCGUGGUCCAGCUGGUCUGCACGGCCACCGGCGUCACACUGCCACCCCUGAUCAUCCGGAAGGUGAUGAAGCAGUAUGCCAUGCUGGACGUGGACGAGCCCAUCUCCCAGCUCCACAAGUGUGCCUUCCAGUUCCAAGGCAGCGACCGCAUGUACCUGUGUCUCUCCACAGAGAAAGUUAUCCAGUUCCAGGCAUCUCCCUGCCCAAAGGAAUCCAACCGGGAGCUGCUGAACGACGGCUCGUGCUGGACCAUCAUCAGCACGGAGACGGUGGAAUACACCUUCAGCGAGAGCCUGGCCUGCGUCCGCGAGCCCGUCAGCCCCGUGCCCCUCAUCGCUGCCCUGCAGCUCACGGGCGGUGGGGACGUGGCCAUGCUGGAGGUGCAGGGGGAGUAUUUCCACACACACCUCAAGGUCUGGUUCGGAGAUGUGGAAGCAGAGACGAUGUACAGGAGCCCCAAGUCCCUUGUGUGUGUUGUCCCUGAUGUCUCUGCCUUUGGCAGUGACUGGAGGUGGCUGCGGUAUCCCCUCACUGUCCCACUCCUGCUGAUCAGGGAUGAUGGCCUCAUCUACUCCAGCUCUUUCACAUUCACCUACACCCCGGAGCAGAGCUGCAUCCCAGGGCAGCAGGUCCUCUCAGAUGUCCCCCAGGACUCAGACAAAUUACUUGACAGCAUCCAUCAGGAGUUCACCAGGACUAACUUCCACCUCUUCAUGCAGAGCUAG
This is a messenger RNA of Pipra filicauda (Wire-tailed manakin), 1515 nucleotides long. RefSeq names its product recombination signal binding protein for immunoglobulin kappa J region like (gene RBPJL). Gene Ontology annotation, molecular function: RNA polymerase II cis-regulatory region sequence-specific DNA binding; DNA-binding transcription activator activity, RNA polymerase II-specific. Gene Ontology annotation, biological process: regulation of transcription by RNA polymerase II. Gene Ontology annotation, cellular component: nucleus. The transcript has 12 exons. Lineage: Eukaryota; Metazoa; Chordata; Aves; Passeriformes; Pipridae. Bases 1 to 1515 code for a protein of 504 amino acids. The record is from RefSeq and is a predicted model, not a curated record.